Pseudomyrmex gracilis is the source of this 1265-nucleotide messenger RNA. It is a transcript of the gene amrt, whose product is annotated as TM2 domain-containing protein CG11103. The record is from RefSeq and is a predicted model, not a curated record. Bases 608 to 1165 code for a protein of 185 amino acids. The transcript is spliced from 3 exons. NCBI's taxonomy places the organism in Eukaryota, Metazoa, Arthropoda, Insecta, Hymenoptera, Formicidae.
UAGGUCCACUGAGCCAAAAGAGCACCAAACCAAACCAUAACCAUAGAUAAUGAUUAUCGUGAACGCGUUUAUGAAUUUAAUCGUGCAGCGAACAUCGUGGGGGACCACAACGAUCGUUGUUGCGUAGAAGUUAUUUUUUGAAUCCGUGGUGUCCCAUACUUAUCUCAGUAUCUUGGUGCAAAUUUGUCUUAGACUGGCUUAGGACCUCCGCACAAACUCUUUCUUAACGCGUUACGUUACGUUAAGUUGGCUACGAACUUAGAUUUGUACGUAAACUUGAACGUCAUUCAACGCACAAACUAAUAUUUAACGUAACGUAACGUUAAUUACUAGUCAUAAACUUAGAUUAGUAUGUAAACUUGAACUUUAUUCAACGCACAAACUAGUACUUAACGUAACGUAACGCGUUAAGAAAGAGUUUGUGCGGAGGCCCUUAUGAUCCUCGUGAAGAGGCAAGCGCCAUUUAAGAAGAAGAAGAAUACCAUAGAUGAAUACCGAUUUAAAGGAUAAAAUCAUAUUUAACGACAAACUCAGAUUGGCAUAUGGACUAACAGAUAAGAUCCACUAAAUUCCAACUGCAUCAAAUCAGACUGAUGUUAACAACAAAAUGAAAUUAAACAUUAUUUUUAUGACAUUAAUAUUUUUAUUAUCUACACGAUAUGACUGUGUGUGUGUAAUGUCUAGCACAAACAAAAGUGCUAAUCAGCAAUAUAGGCCUGAAGGUCCUCUGGUAAUGUGUAAAUUUUUACCUGAGGAAUUUCUUGGGUGUGAAGAACCAGUUGAUCACAAAGGAAAUAAAACUGCCAAAGAAGAGACAGGUUUUGGUUGUGUUAAGUUUGGAGGAUCUCGUUAUGAGGAUGUAGAAAAAACUAAAGUAUCUUGCACAGUAUUGGAAGAUAUCGAAUGUUAUGGGCCAAGAACAUUUUUUCGUGAAGGUAUUCCAUGUAUAAAAUACAGUGAUCAUUAUUUUGUGACAACUCUUCUAUACAGCAUUCUGCUUGGAUUUCUUGGCAUGGAUCGAUUUUGUUUGGGGCAAACUGGAACAGCAGUUGGCAAAUUACUCACAUUGGGAGGUAUGGGUGUCUGGUGGAUUGUUGAUGUAAUUUUAUUAGUGACAAAUUCUUUACAUCCUGAGGAUGGCAGUAAUUGGAAUCUAUAUGUAUAGCACUUUAAUUUAAGAAAUAUCAGAGUUGUCUUGUGUGAUUUUCAGUUUAUAAAUAAUUUUGUAAAUACAAAUUAAAGUUCUUUAUUUAUGUAUGUAUAUA